AUGGUUCCGACGACAGACAACGAGCUCACAUACAUAUUCGUGGGCGUGUUCUUCUUCAAACCGAGCGGACCGAACAGCGAGACAUCGGCGUCCUCCGACAAGCCCGGCAGAACCGCACCGCGUUCGUGGAAACUCCCCCGGCCGCGUGCGAAUACCAGACUGGGAGUCAUCGUGGAACGGAGUUGUGGCUUGCGCGCGUUGCCAAUGGCUUGCGACGAUGCUAGUGCGGCACCUUGAUGUCGUGCUCAUCAGGCUAGCAGGUCUAGCGAAUGCGCCGCAACCGGCUUGAGAGGAAGCGAUCCUAGGCGGUGUGCUGUGGUGGUGAGAGGUCGGCGAGAUGGACUGUGGUGGAAUAGAACUACUGUGGUGGUCAUCUUCGUAUGAUGGUUUGAUGGGCCGGAGUAGCAGGCAUUGAUCGCGAUGCCUGGCUGUUGGGAACGAGGUGAUGUCAUUCCCUCUCAGCUGAGAGAAAGGAAGUGAGAGCCGAGAACUUUGUAGAACGAUUCCACACUUUGGCAAUCCUG
Zymoseptoria tritici IPO323 is the source of this 524-nucleotide messenger RNA. RefSeq lists its product as uncharacterized. The coding region runs from base 1 to 237 and encodes 78 amino acids. The record is from RefSeq and is a predicted model, not a curated record. NCBI's taxonomy places the organism in Eukaryota, Fungi, Ascomycota, Dothideomycetes, Mycosphaerellales, Mycosphaerellaceae. The transcript has a single exon.